AUGGCAUACGUUCUAUAUUCUACCGUGUUUCUCUUCCUCGUCUCCGUAACCGCCUUGUACCUCACACGGGACCGGUGGUCACACCUCGUCUCCGAAAUCCGCCUCCCCGGUAGCAACUACCUCUACAGCCGGUUGCCCGGCUCAUUUGCCGGCGACAUCGAGGCCGGUCUAUCUUCGACAACAUUUGAUCUCUCUGGAAACGUGGCGGAUGGUGACGGCCGUGCGGGUCUGGACGACGCGGCGAAGCAGGAGAUACUCAAGAUCAUGAAGAAGCGCAGGAUGAAGUUCGACCAGGCCAGGAAGGUCUACAUGGAGAACCGCUUCCGCGAUAAUGGUAUUGGGGCGGACGGGCGACCCAAGGAUCCCAAGUUCGUGAGCUUUUCUUGA
Diaporthe amygdali is the source of this 387-nucleotide messenger RNA. RefSeq names its product protein precursor. Bases 1 to 387 code for a protein of 128 amino acids. Lineage: Eukaryota; Fungi; Ascomycota; Sordariomycetes; Diaporthales; Diaporthaceae. The record is from RefSeq and is a predicted model, not a curated record. The transcript has a single exon.